AUGGCCGAGCCCAUUCCCCAGGAGCAAGCCGCUUCCCCGAAGAAGGUUCUGUUCCUCAAUGCCUUCGACCUAUUCGCUCCCAGUCACUUAUCAUUCGGCCAAUGGCGCAACCCCAAGGACAAGAGCUCCACAAAGGCACACGAUCUGACCUACUGGACGACCCUUGCCCAAAUCCUGGAGCGUGGGGGAUAUCACUGCCUUGUUCUUAGCGGAUGGCCAAUUUCUGCAAUGGCCGCCGUGACAAAGAAUCUGGCUUUCGCGAUAACGGGCUCAACCUCUUACGAGACGCCGUAUGCGUUCGCCAGGCGGUUCUCUACUUUGGAUCAUUUAACAAAAGGUCGUAUCGGGUGGAAUAUUGUUACCUCGUACAAUGAAACAGGUGCUCGGGCGGUUGGCAAAGAGAUAGUCGAGCACGACCGUCGCUAUGAAAUCGCAGAUGAAUUUCUCCGGGCUGUGUACAAAUUGUGGGAGGGCUCUUGGGCAGACGAUGCGCUGGUGAAGGAUGCAGAAAAAGAUACCUUCGCCGAUUACGACCGCAUUCGAUUCAUCCAUCAUCGAUCGGAAAAUUUCAAAUUCGAUGGACCUCACGCGCUUAGCCCAUCUCCUCAGCGAACUCCCUUCUUGUUUCAAGCGGGAACCUCCGGAGCUGGCAUCGGCUUCGCCUCAGUCCAUGCAGAAGGAGUGUUCGUAGCUGCGCGGUCGCCACAUAUCCUCGCCCCCAGCGUAAAAGAGAUACGCCGUCAGGCUGCGCUCGCUGGCCGAGACCCUCGGUCCAUCAAGGUCGUCGCCUCCAUAACGCCAAUUAUAGGGCGAACGUCCGAGGAAGCUCAAGCAAAGUAUCAAGAAGCCCAGAAAUACGCCAGCGUGGAAUCCGGUUUGGCUUUCUUCUCAAAUACGUCAGGUAUCGACAUCAGCCAGUAUGACUUGGACAGAGAACUUGUAGCCUCUGACGCUACUAUUGAUCAUCGAGUUCACUCGUUGGCAGCGGCUCUCGACUAUCGCGGCGACGAUAUUUCUCGACCAACACCAAGGACUAUCGGGAGAUUUAUCGCUAUUGGUGGAUCUGGCGCUACUCCUGUUGGCACAGCGGAAGAAGUUGCGGAUAUUCUUGAGGAAUGGGCUGAUAUUGCCGAUUUAGAUGGGUUCAACAUCGGCUAUGUUACGACCCCAGGAACUUUCGAGGAUGUGGUUGAUCUUUUGGUUCCGGAACUACGAAAGAGAGGUCGCUAUGCGCCUAAAGGAGAAUCCACUGGAACGUUGAGAGAACGCGUAUACGGGAAUGGACAGGCGAAGCUACGAGAUGACCAUAUUGGCCAUUCGUACAGGUAUGAUAACUCGGAGAUUUAUGCCGAGCAAGAUAAACUGCCAAAGAAGUAG
This is a messenger RNA of Capronia epimyces CBS 606.96, 1377 nucleotides long. RefSeq lists its product as uncharacterized. Bases 1 to 1377 code for a protein of 458 amino acids. The record is from RefSeq and is a predicted model, not a curated record. Gene Ontology annotation, molecular function: oxidoreductase activity, acting on paired donors, with incorporation or reduction of molecular oxygen; monooxygenase activity. The transcript is spliced from 5 exons. NCBI's taxonomy places the organism in Eukaryota, Fungi, Ascomycota, Eurotiomycetes, Chaetothyriales, Herpotrichiellaceae.